UUUUUUAUUGAAAAUCUAUGAACUACUGUAGUACCUCGAAGAAAAGACAAAAAAAAAAAGGUGCAGCUGGUGCUAGCAGAAGUGUGCAAGUGUACGUAUAGACAUACAUGUGAAUGCGUGUGAAAAUUGUAUUUUGUUUACAUUUUUCUGUUUUGACUCGACAUGUAAAUUUAAGCGAACUAAGCUUAAUGUGCUUUCUAUUUUGUUAUUCUCCGUAUACAAUGCUUACAUUUAAAAAAUUCGAAUGUAAUUAAAUCAAAAAGCAAAAAAAAAAAAAGAAAAAAAAACAAUUCAUGAAAAUGCAUGUUUCUCGCUUUCGAAGAAAAUAUAAAGCGACUGCAAAUACUCCAAAGUCACUCAGUAGCGACUUUGAUUAAAUUUUAUACCAACUGUGAUCUCUACGCAACGCAACAUAUCGUAAAGUAAGGGUUUUCAUCCCUAGAUGCAUUUUCAGUGUUGGAAGAUGUUAUGAUUAAUUGUCAAAAUUUCUUAAGAUUUCGUUUGAAUGCAAAAGUUUUAUAAAUGAAUGAUAAGAACAAAGUGAAAACUAUUAGCAAUAACAGGAAUUGUCAUCACAUGGUGUGAUCUCAAGUUAAUCGAUCACUGGCAAAAACUUGAGUAUUCAUGCAGCAACAAAAGAAACAACAACAGCAACAAACUAAUCCAAACACUCAACAGCAACAAACUAUACAAAUACAAUUACAACACCAGCCCAUUUCACAACAACAACAGCAACAACAUUUACAUCAACAAUUACAGCAACAGCAUAUAGGCAAUAAUAUCAUUGUUUUGCGUGGCUCACGCAACGAGAAUGGACAAAUUGUUAUACAAAAUAAGCAGGAUAUACUCAGUUUUCUCAGCGAACAUCAUCAUCAUCAGCAGCAGCAGCAGCAGCAACAACAACAGCAACAGCAACAGCAACAUCAACAUCAACAACAGCAAAAUGAAAAAGCCACCGUGGCCACAAUAACCCAAUUGCCAACGACCACAACUGUUGCACGCAAAUCAAGCAUUUCUUUGGUGACAACGAGUAGCAAUGUUAUCGCCACAGAUGGGGGUAGCGGCGUUGGCGGCGGUGGUAUCACUAUCACCCCCAAAGAAACGAACACCAUACUAUUACAAACACCCAUUAAUGUCAGUCAACUAGAAACUGUGUUGCUGCAAUCCGGGCAGCUAAAGAAAUCUAACUCUACAAUCACGACAAGCACUGAAAGGCCAUUUCUUUUUAAAAAUUCAUCACGCAGUUUAAGUACUGACAGCAAUCGUUUAGGAAAUGGUUCGGCAACCGCAGUCGCUCAAUCAUUAUUAAAUGGUGACGGUACAGGUCCUUUCGUCUUGCAAACUUUAAAACGCUUAGAGAAAUCACAAUCAAUUCUAGUUAUACGUAAUAAUGCGGCUUCCGAUUCUAAUUCUGCCUCGCCCUUAACAAAUUCAACGACAUCUUUAACUGCUUCCAUUGCCUUGGGCACUCACAAACCGCAAAGCUUGUCUUCAUCUAUACAUCAGCAGCAGCAGCAGCAACAACAACAACAACAACAACAACAGCAACAACAAAGUAACCCGACGACAGCCAGUGUCAGCACAAAUACACCAACAAGUGCCAUAAGUUUUACAAGAACCUCGAAAGGGCAACAGACCUCUGUUGUCUCAGCUCUAACUCCACUUACUCCUUCUCUAGCAACUACUACUACAAAAUUGGGUAAUAUUUUAGUAGCUACAACCGGGCAACGUCAUAUAUCUAUGGAGACUUGCUCCUCUCCUAAUAAUGGAAAAACUACAAAUGGUGCUGCUGGCGGCCAUACCACGACAACAACGACAGGAACAAAAAAUUUACGCUUGUUAAAUGCCAAUAACAAAAAUACGCCCGGUAACGGUAAUAAUAAUCAUAAAAGUCAUAAUUCUUCACGUGCAACUCUCGGCGGCAAUAAGGAUGCAGUAGCAACAACAGCGACAGCAAAAACAACAAAGAUGCAUUUGAUACUGGCCGAUGUCCAGUUGAAACAUGAACAUUCUUUAAUUACAACCCCAAAUACUAGCCAGCAGAGUAAUGUGUCUCUUGGGAAAGAUGGUGAACCCAUCAAGCUACCAGACAAUUUGGAAAGCUUGCCAAGAGCUGACAGUUUCCCGUCACAACGUCAUCGUUGGAAUACAAAUGAGGAAAUAGCAGCGAUUCUUAUCAGCUUCGAUAAGCACAACGAAUGGCAAUCGAAAGAAGUGAAAACAAGGCCGAAAAGCGGUUCAUUGCUGUUGUAUUCGCGUAAAAAGGUUCGUUAUCGACGCGAUGGCUACUGUUGGAAGAAACGUAAAGAUGGCAAAACGACACGAGAAGAUCAUAUGAAACUUAAGGUGCAAGGCACAGAGUGCAUUUACGGUUGUUAUGUACACUCUGCGAUUUUGCCCACAUUUCAUCGCAGAUGUUAUUGGUUGUUACAGAAUCCUGAUAUUGUUUUGGUUCACUAUUUAAAUGUUCCCUAUCCUGAUGAUAAUAAAAUGGCUGUUAUAGCACCCAGCAUAAGUUUAUGGGGCGAUAAGAAGGAGUGGACUAAAGAAGAGCUGGUCAGUCAACUGAAACCUAUGCUAUCAACAGUGACAUCAGAUGACGAAUCGGAUUCGGGAAAUGAUAUUGAAAUAUCGACCGCAGAGACUGUCGAAUCGAUUGUUUGUCAACUAAUGGAAAAACAACGUUUAUCACGGCAGGCGGCUUUGGUUAAACAAUUAGAUUGCGGUUGUGGGGGUGCUUCGUGUGCUGAUGGCAAGACUUGUUCACAUCCGGUAAUACGUAAGCCUAGUUUAGUGAAAUCAAGUACUGAAAAACGUAUAACACCAACAAUGUCAACUGACAGUUGCGCUUACAAUACAGGGUCAGCACCAAAUGUUGUAAUAGGUCCUAAGUUGUAUUCGAGAUGGUCAGAGCGAAGAUCUGCCCGUGAAGCCUCCAGUAUGGAAGGUCAGCAAUAUUCUCAUUAUCAUCAACAGCAUAACCACAAUCAAAUGCAACAGUUGGCUCAAGAAUCUGCCAUCAAAUUUCAAAUAAUACCGCCAAACAACGAGCAACAACAUCAGCAAAAUUUUAGGCAUUAUUAUAAUAAUAAUAAUAAUAAUAAUAAUAAUAAUAACAGUAGUAAUACAAACACUAAUAACAACAACGCAACAAAUUCAUCGUCUCAUCAAUUUAUAACCACAAGAAACAAUAUUCUUGUCCAGCAUCAACAACAGCAGCAACAACAGCAUCAGCAAAUGUCAGUGAAUCAAUCAAAUUUCAAUCAGUUACACAAUAAGAGUAACAGCAGCAGUAAUAGCAAUAAUCAUAAUAACCACAAUAAUAAUAACAGCAACAACAAUAAUAAUAAUUCUCAACAACAUGUAAAUUUACAACGAUUUAAUAGUAAUAAUAAUGUCAACACUGGUAAUAAUAAUAUUUCACAGCAACAACAACAACAACAACAAUUGCAACAAAAUUUUCAAAUUGCCAAGACAACCAUAACUGCAAUGGACAGCGGUAAUGGCAAUGUUAUUGAUAGUAAUGGUGCUGGUGGUGGUGGGUCCAACAACAAUAAUAAUACUUAUAUCAGUAAUAAUAGCACAUCCUCUACACCCAUUAUGAAUGACGUUGAUUUGUUGAGUACACAAAACCACAAUACGACAAAAACAACAUCAUCAACAACAUAUUCAAAUUCUAAUAAAAUUAACCACAACACAAACGUCAGUAAUAACGACUCGAAGUUUGAUACGAAUGAUGAGGCUAUUGCUGUUGCUACUGGUGUAGCAGUAACCUUACAAAAUGAUGCAAAUAUCAUAAACAAUAAUAUCAACAGCAACCAACAGUUAUUGCCAUCAGUGUCCUCAUCGAGCUCUUCAACGGUCGAACCAAUGUGCAUGUCACCCGAACACGAACUCUCACCAUCCCAGAAAUACAUGCAUCAUCUGCAACCGCACGUUCAACAAACCAACUCAACAUCUUCAUCAUCAGAUUCAAUAUCCGAAACUCUAUCUACGUCUUCGUCAUCUUCAUCGUCAUCAUCGUCACAAUCGUACAUCGAUUUAAAUCAAAAGUCUGGCAAUUCUCCAUGCAUAACGUCCCAGGCAAAUAGUGCCGAGAAUGCAAAAAACUCCAUUAAAAUGAAUGGUCAUGAAAUUAUUGAAUCGGUGAAGAUGACUUCUGACAAUGAGCUGACACUUAUUACUUCCACUAAUAACAAUAAUCACAACAACAACAAAAUAACAACAAACAUUCAUUCUUCAAAUGGUUGUGCAACAUUAGAUUCUUCCAAUUCCGAUAAAACUCAAAAUAAUCAAAAAUGUAAAACCAACAGUAAUAAUAGUAUAAAUAACAACAAAAACAGCAACAGCAACAGCAACAACAACAACCACAGUAACAAUUCUGUAAUAAAUACUAGUACAAACGAAAAUGCUCAGCAACGUAUGAACACAAUAACAACGACACUAAAUUACGACCAGCAUCGGAUGAAAACCUCAGACUUGGCCGAUAGUUUGGGAUUUUUUAAUGAGACUUUGGACUUAUCUCAGGAGGAUAUACAACGUACGCUAACCGCUAACAUGCCCGCAAACGAUCGUAAUUUAUUGAAUAGCAUUGAUUUCAUUAGCAAUGAUUGCAAUGUUACAACAGCAACAAUAAAUAAUCAAACGAGAGAUCGACGGCUUGACGGCAGCUUGCCAACGACUGGUAUCGUAGACACGGAAAGUGACGUUACUGAUAAUGUGUUUGUCAAUUUGAACGCUUUCGAUAUGUUAGUAGAAUUUCCGGAAUUAGACUUAGACGACAAGCAAGCAUUGUCUAAUACCGCUUUAGAGCAAGCGAAUAAUUUGGUUCACGGCAACAGUCCCAACAGUAACAGUAACAACACAACAGUAGUAAAUAAUGAGAGAUCAUUGCGCGACUUGCAACAACUAACGCAGUAUUCCCAUAAUGCGAUUGUUAGUGUUACUGACGUCCAAGCUGAUAAAAAACUGUUGACAAUUUGCGAUUUUAGCCCAGAAUGGUCUUACCCGGAGGGCGGCAUUAAAGUUCUAGUGGCCGGUCCUUGGUCUGCUAGCAAUAACUACACUGUACUGUUUGAUGGCCAACCAGUGCCUACAGUUAUGAUACAAGAAGGCGUUCUAAGAUGUUAUUGCCCGGCCCACGAGGUUGGCUACGCUACGAUGCAAGUAUCGUGUGAGGGCUUCAUUGUAUCCAAUUCAGUAAUGUUCGAAUACAAAAUGUCGGUUUGCCAUGAGGCUCCGUUUGAUACCAGCACAAAUGAUUGCUUGUACAAAUUCGCUUUAUAUCAUCGUUUAUCUACUAUCGAGGAAGUGAUGCAAACCAAAAACGAGGCUAAUAAAUCCCUUCGCCAGUUGUUCUCGUUAAAAGAUAAUUUGGAGGAGAAGUUGGUCGGAUAUUGUCAUCAGUUAAUGAAAAUGAUUUGGCCAAAUAGUGCCAGCGCAACGCAGACACGCCUGGGUAAUGUAGCCGCUAGUUACAAGGGCAUGACUUUGUUACAUUUAGCAGCCGCUUUGGGCUACAAUAAGCUACUCUGCGCGUUAUUAAGCUGGCGCAACGAAAAUCCUCACAUUAUUUUGGAAACUGAAAUUGACGCCUUUAGUCAAGAUGGUUACGGUUACACGCCAUUGACUUGGGCCUGUUCGCGCGGCUAUUUGGAGACGGCCAUCACGUUGUACAAGUGGAAUCAAAAUGCUUUGAAAAUUAAAAAUCAUAUACAGCAAACACCGCUAGAAGUUGCUCACUUGAAAGGCCAUAAACAAAUUGCAAUAGAACUACAAAGACUGGAACAAGAACGCCAACGCAAAAAUGGACGCGGUUCUCUAAACAACUUGUCAUUAAAUCUGAACAAAUAUUCGCUAAACAACGAUGAAAGUGAAGAUAAUAGUUCUUCAUUUUCGCUAUUUGAAAAUAUGGAUUUGCAACGUAGUCACGAUGGAGUGUUCUUAAGACCGAUAGCAAUGACAAGCAAUCAAAGUCCUCCCAAUAGUAGUCGUUUUUCCAAACGCUCGUCUAUUGAUAGUGGCAUUAAUAUGGAUAUACGUAGUAAACCUGUCAAAUCCUAUAAAGAAUUCAACCGUUUGCAUAGCUUUGAUUCUCAUCAUCAUGACACUUUUAAUAGCAUGACGCUCGAUUCACCUUUGGACACUUUAGCAGCCUCGAAUACCACUGGAACUUUAUUAUCGCCAUUAAGGAAAAUGGACUUUGCUUUAUGCGAAGUGUCGACAGGUGAUGCAAGUCCUUCACGCAAGAAAGAUAACGAUAGCGAAGACAGCUCGGCGAUUGAUAACGACGAAUGUAGUGCAGUAACAAUAUCAAAUAGUAAAACAAUUGAAGGCGUUGUAGGGGACUCAGAUGCUAAAGUUUUAACUCUCGCUGAACAUAUCAUAGCUGCUAUGCCUGAACAUAUAAAGAAUGAAGCGGAUGAAAUGAUGAUUUUAGGCAGUCCCAUGACCGAGCCUUUAAAUUCAGAAUCAUCAGGUUUAAAUGAUAGUUUUAUGGACCCAUUAUUGGACUCUUUGCCUAACACUCAUUUCGAUAAUGAUUUCGCUUUCGAUUUUAAUGAUCAUAGUAGUUAUCGUUAUCACGAUGUAAGUACACCCUGUUCCAGUUUAAGUCCGGCUAGCUCGGGACCUUUACAAUCGCCAGCUAGUUAUUCAAUUUUGGGACAUGAUCCAUCGGUCAGCUCACCAAGUCCUCCGCCUUCAACAAAACAAUUAACAGAAUUUUUACACGCCUCUAGCAGCACUCAAUAUCCGUUCGUAGCUGAUUUUUCUAAAUUAACCUUGACAGAUACCGAACAACGUGAACUAUAUGAGGCGGCUAAAUGCAUACAAAAAGCUUAUCGCUCUUAUAAGGGUCGUCAGAAACUAGAAGAACAAAACAAAGAACGUACAGCCGCAAUUGUAAUACAAAAUUAUUAUCGCCGUUACAAGCAGUUUGCCUAUUAUCGGCAAAUGACAAAUGCUGCUCUAGUCAUACAACACGGUUAUCGUUCAUAUCGCCGCAAUAAGCGAUUUAAGAAAUCCCUACCUACACAAAAUGCAUCUCCUAAUAAUCAAUACUUGGAAGACAACAAUGCAAACUCUUCACAGUGUUUAUCGAGUUUUUUUGAAAGCUAUAACGGCCACAACAACAGCAGCAACAACAAUAAGCUUGAUCUUCAUCAUCAUUGCCCCUUCUCAACCGACACCAGAUUAAAUUCGCCACAAGCAAACAAAUUGAACUGCUCAACAGCUAUACACAAUGAGACUAGUCCCUCAGGACCAUUAAAACGCACUUAUUCGCAGACAACCCAAAAUCAAGCUGCCAGAAAAAUUCAACAAUUCAUGCGACAAUCGCGAAUAAAACUACAGAGAGAACGAGCCGCAAGAGAGAAGCUGGUGCACCAACACAAGGCGGAAUUCCCUCAAAGCUUGCAGUAUCCAGAACAAGUGGUAACAAUUGCUUGUCAAAUCGAAAAUAGAUAGUGGAUUGAGAUUAUUGCGAUCCAAUUAUAAAAACAAAAACAAUUCUUCUAGAGCUUACACAAAAAAAAAAA
Glossina fuscipes is the source of this 7538-nucleotide messenger RNA. RefSeq lists its product as uncharacterized. Gene Ontology annotation, molecular function: protein binding; double-stranded DNA binding; transcription coregulator activity. The transcript is spliced from 24 exons. The coding region runs from base 625 to 7467 and encodes 2280 amino acids. Lineage: Eukaryota; Metazoa; Arthropoda; Insecta; Diptera; Glossinidae. Gene Ontology annotation, cellular component: nucleus. The record is from RefSeq and is a predicted model, not a curated record. Gene Ontology annotation, biological process: regulation of transcription by RNA polymerase II.